Molecule: messenger RNA, 2315 nt
Organism: Leptopilina heterotoma
Lineage: Eukaryota; Metazoa; Arthropoda; Insecta; Hymenoptera; Figitidae
Exons: 11
Coding region: 570-2315 (581 amino acids)
Biological process (GO): proton transmembrane transport
Cellular component (GO): membrane
Molecular function (GO): proton channel activity
Source: RefSeq, a predicted model, not a curated record
ACGUUCUCUCGCUAAUUCUUAAGUAAUUAAAGGAUUGUGUGUUCAAACUCUUUGUGUCUCACUCGCAUAUUUAUAAUACAACUUUCAAUUAUUUCACUACAAGAAAUAUAUAGAUAAACAUUCUCUUUUGUCAGCACAACAUAGGUAAUAUAGAAACUGCGAUAGUCAUUCUUGAAUCACUAUGUAGUGAAUAUUACAAACAGUGGAGAAAUCGAUCAACUGAAGUCAGAUAUUUUUCUACCAUCGCAUCGUGACAAGAAUGAUACACCUAGAAAAUGCAUAAUAAAUUAUGCAAUUGGUUGACGUACAACUGAAAAUUCAAAGGAACCAAAUUUUCCGGAAAUAAAUUUUCCAAGUUUUGUGAAAGGGCGAAGAAAUAAAGGCGGGGAAGGGAAAGAGCUGAUGGAAAGAGCAACCGAACAAAUACCGAGGUUGACUUCGACUAACUGAAAAGUUUGAUGCAUUGUCGUGGAAUAAACGGAAAGGAUUGUUGCACGACGUUCGUUUCAUGCGGAAAACUUUAAAAUGUUCAUUCUACAAGAGAAUUCAACUCAGAAUACAAAAGUGAAAUGACGAAUAACACACUUGUCCCCAACGAAAGGAAAUAUGGUGCUGCUCAGCAGAUCAAUUCUGCUGGUUAUACUCACAAUCUUUCUAAUAACUUGUCUACCGAUAUUGAGAAUGCAAUUGGCACACAUUCACGUGUCAGGUCACCAACAUCGAGAAGAGGAAGCAUCUCCCUAAGUGCAGUAGUUCAUCACCGAAGGGCUCUCUUUGGAGCACUCAUCUCAAGGAUAGGAAGCAACAUUUCUCUACCAUCAACUUUAAACCAGGAUCAGGAUUUAACUUUAAAUAAUCCAUCAGUAUAUAAUCAAAUAGCACAAAUUGCUCCUUUAAAUUUAACUGAGUCAAAAGAAAAUUUAGACUCUGGAAAUAAUAAUUUAGAAAAGUUAUUGAAAUUAACCCCUGUAAAUGCUGAAAACAUUAUUCCACUUUCAAAUUUGAAUGUUAAUGGAAGAAUUUCAGUAAAAACAGUACAAAAUCGGUCAUGUCCUAAAAGAAAUAGCCAUGCUCCUCAUGCAGAAUUUAUAUCUUCCAUAAGUAUACUUUACGCUAAGUUAUUAAUAGUUGUUGGGGUUGCUAUUCCAGUAACGGCAAGUGUAAGUCAACAAGUUCCUCCUGCUUUGGAUCAGGGAUUUUAUCUUUACCUUUAUAUAGUUAGCGUUGUAUUCCUCAUUACUUUAUAUUCAACAUUACUCAGGGACAAAGCUGUCAAAAAUUUAUUAGUGAAACAUGCCAAACGAGAAGAAAGAUGUAACUUCAAUGAUGAUUCAAAUAUGGAAAUUAGUUUGGGGGAUGAUUACAAACAAACUGUCAAAAACCAUUUUCAUCGUCGGCAAGUUCAGCAGUACGGGAGCUUUUGUUUACGACUGGGGACUGUUGGUUUUGGAGCAGGGUCGUUGGUAUUUACCGGAUUACAAAUUGGUGCGGAAAUAGUAUCCGGACCAUUCAGAGCUAUUACCCCAACAGCGAGACUCCUCUUGGUGAUGGCUCAGAUGCAUUUUAUAUUUUUAAAUAGUAAAUGUUUAGAGCUCACAAAACAUGGAGCUUUUGCAAAAUUGGGUUUAAUGCACAUGAUUGCCACAAAUCUUUGCGAAUGGUUACAGGCUCUGGUGGAGGAAACACAGCAUGAGAUCGUCCAAUUGGAACACGCGCACGAGGGUGACGACGGCAUCCUAAAAACCCUUCUCAGAGAUGCAAGUCCUUUCCUAUUUCCAUGCACGAUCGAAUUCAGUUUAAUCUGCGCAGUCAUCCUAUUUGAAAUGUGGAAAUGCGUUGACAAAAGAGUCACUAACUCGACGAAAUAUGAAUCAUCAGCUAGAUCCCUUCAUCAUCUUAGUAUCGAUUGCGGCAGUGCUCACAGCAGCAGCAGCAUCAGCAGUAUCAGCAACAUAAGCAGUACUAGCAGUUUUAACAACUACAGCAUCAUCUACUCAUUUGAUAUUAAAACAAUGGACUUCCAAAAAGUCAAUGCCACUGGCUGCAUGGAGAGAUUUCUGCCAACGAAGCCGCUUUCUGAGUUGACUGUGAAUGAGUUAUACAACGUAACUAAAAUAAACAAGGUGCAGACCAAAUAUGGUUCUAGGAUUGUAGUAGACUUGGAUGCUACAUUUACCACUUUUCUGCCGGCAAGGUUCGCAAAACUAUUUGACGCUGACCCUACCUCAUUCACAAUGAUGGAAGAAGCCGUACAGUUGGAGAAGUUGCGAUUAAAAUAUAUUGGUGGCAAAUUUAAUGUUAUUGAAUUUGAAUAA